AAAAAGAUGUGUGAUUUAUCUGUGUGUAGUUGUUAAGGAACAGAUUCAUGUUGUUAUUAUAGGCGAAUUAUUAAAGUGCUUAUUGUAAAACGUUGCCAAAUGAUUUAGGCGCCAAAGACAGUGUCGUGAGGAUCCGCUCCUCCUCGGUAUUUUCCGCUCUUCUCCGUCCGCACGUCGGUAAUUUUCGGCCAGCGUCGCCAUCUGCUCUCUCGUCCUUCUCCAAUCUCCGUGUUGUUGUUCCCGGUGACGCGGCGGAGGUGUAGCCUGACGCGGGCUCUUACGUGUCGGCCAGAAUAAAAGUGGAGCUCCGGAGGCCCGGGAGUGACGAAGGGAGUCUGUACCGCUCAGCCCAUGAAGAUGGAGUCAGCAGUGGAGGCUCAGCAGGGGGUUGAGACUGCUGUGACUGAGACUGAGAGCCAGCAGAUCACCCCGGCACAGAUCGCCACUUUGGCACAGGUGUCCAUGACAACGGGCCAUGCCUCAGCAACAGGUCCCACAGUAACACUGGUACAGCUUCCCAACGGACAGACGGUUCAGGUCCACGGUGUCAUCCAGGCUGCGCAGCCAUCUGUUAUCCAGUCCCCACAGGUCCAGGCCGUACAGGUAAACACACACACACACACAGUUUUAGAUGUUUCACCUAUACAGGACGUGAAGUUUGAAGUUUUUUCUGUCUAUUGGUUUGUCUGUUUGUUCCAGAUCUCCACCAUAGCAGAGAGUGAGGAUUCACAGGAGUCAGUAGACAGUGUGACGGACUCUCAGAAGCGCAGAGAGAUUCUGUCACGACGCCCCUCAUACAGGAAAAUCCUAAACGACCUUUCGUCCGACGCCCCAGCUGUCCCUCGCAUCGAGGAGGAAAAAGCUGAGGAGGAUUCAUCUGCUGCCGCCGCCACGCCCUCAAUCACCACGGUUACCGUGCCCACACCCAUCUACCAGACUAGCAGUGGCCAAUACAUUGCGAUCACACAGGGUGGGGCCAUUCAGCUGGCUAACAACGGUACAGAUGGAGUCCAGGGCCUGCAGACUCUGACCAUGACCAACGCUGCAGCAGCCCAGCCUGGAGCCACCAUCCUCCAGUACGCACAGACCAGCGACGGCCAGCAGAUACUGGUGCCCAGUAACCAGGUGGUGGUCCAAGCUGCCUCCGGUGACGUCCAGGCCUAUCAGAUCCGAGCGGCCCCUGCCAGCACCAUCGCCCCCGGGGUGGUCAUGGCUUCAUCCCCUGCCCUCCCCACCCAGGGUGCUACCGAGGAGGUUACCCGCAAACGGGAGGUCCGCCUCAUGAAGAACAGAGAGGCAGCCCGUGAAUGUCGCAGGAAGAAGAAGGAAUAUGUUAAGUGUCUGGAGAACCGAGUGGCCGUCCUGGAGAACCAAAACAAGACACUAAUCGAAGAACUCAAAGCUCUUAAAGACCUUUACUGCCAUAAAUCUGAGUAGUUCCUGUCCUGAACAGUGAGCUGGUUAAAGUAGCAUUUCACUUCUUUUCAAAAACUUUGACUGUUUGAUUCUGCCUGACGUCCAGUUUGCACACAGCCACCUGCUAACACUACCUUCUCUUCAAUGAGCCGUCAGUAGAAUACAUUUAAACUGUAGUACACUGUAAACACCUACGUGUCUCCAGGUAUAUCACUAUCUAUCAUCCAGGUCCAAUGAUAGAUGUCAGCAACAUGCUGACUGAAACUUUGUAGUCUUAAAAAAGUCAAAUGAACUGCUGACAACAGGCUUCGCACACAUUUGACUUUAAGCCUGUCAUAGAUUUGGUUAAUACCCAUCUAAGCUGCACCACUAACUAAGAUUUCCCCCAAUUAAAGGAACAUUAUGGACUGUGAUAUUAAUAUUUAAAAUGCGUGCUCUGCUGAUAGAUAUCUCUGCUGCGUAUGAAGCGCUUCCUAAACAAAUAGCCAGGUGAUGUUGCAGCUACAGUUCAAAGUGUAAUCAACAACAGAGAGAUUUAGAGCAAGCGAUGUUAAUCAAAGAGACUUGGCACAAAUAAAUGAAUAAGGAGCGGUCUUUGGACAUGUAGCGAGAAUGUAGCACAACAUGGGAGUGAGAGCGGUGCUCUCUUUGAAUAAUCAUGAUUUCAAUAUUGAUCAAAAUAAUCGUGAUGAUCAUUUUUGGCCAUAAUCAUGCAGCCCUGCAGGCCAGUGAAGAAUUAUUAUACUUAAAAGAACGCUCGCUGUGCUCCAAAGCUGGGCGAGGUUCAUAUUGAAUUUGAGCUUUUAUAUAAGAAAUAAUCCUCGAUUAAAUAUCCUUUAAGCAUCAGCAUCUUUGCUAUGGUUACCUGCAGUUUAGUUUAAAUUGUCCUCCGGUUUUAAAAUGUUUUUUCACUUGCAGGCCACAAGUAUGUUUAGCUGCUAAAUGUUCAUAAAAGAAUAUUUUCUGUUGUCAUGGUGUAACUUGACAUUGACGGUGGUGAGUUCAGUGUGGCAACAAGCUUGUAAAAAAAAAAAAAAACAGCAUCGAGCAUGUUCAUGUCCUAAAACAGUUUGCACAGCUCAGACGCAGACUUUUGUGUAUCAGGCAGUUAAAGGCUUUGAAUGAAUGGUGAAUGUCUACUUGAUCCACGUGCUGACGUGAACAAACGUUUCUAAAAAUGUGGCCUCUUCUAUAGCGAACUCUACAACUGACUGGGCACAAACAAGUCUUUUUUUUAAGUGUUUUUAAAGAUGCUACCAACUGCCGAUCUUGAAGGAAGUGAAGGUGCGUGUCAGCAGACAGUGGGCGGUCACAGUCAUGCGGACGUUUCGUAGCAGCUCAGUCUCCACCACGGACGGCUCUCAGAGAUGCAGUUAAAACAGGAUUGCUAGCAGGAUGACGCUCAACAUUCCUGUUAGUUCUGGUGACAUUUUACUCACGAGCUGAUGUCCAUUAAGGCAGCAGCAACACAAGCAGCCAUUAUAUCUCAAAUAUUCUCAAUUGAAAACAAAUUGAAAGCGUGCUGAAGUUAUUAGCCAACCUGGUUGUUGCAAAAGAACACUGUACUUACCAGUGUUGUAGUCAAGACUGGCUAAACCGAGUCAAGAUCAAGACCAGAGUCUUAUCAAGACUGUGUCUUUGAUCCUGCUUAGAUAGCUAAAUGUAGCUAAUACUUGCCAAAUUGGGUCUGUUUGGUCUUGUAGUUCUCUUGUAGUUAAACUUUGACCUGACCUUCCCUGUCCUCUCUUUAGUUUCCUGUGCCAUGCAGAUGGCAACUUUUUUAACCAUUUCGCAGCCGUUUUCACCAUCAUUCGUUUUACCUUCUUCAGCGUUGUAAAAAGUGAAACUUUAGUUCCACCUGAAGUGUAAAAAUAUUUUCAGUAAGUUAUGAAAGUGUGGUGGGACAAGUUAGACGUUACCGGGCGAACAAUUGGAAACACUGGUGAUAUUUCCGCAGUCGUGAUCUUAAAAGGUCUUGAAAUAAAAUCAGUCGAUUGUGAAACCCUCAAAAAGUGGUCUUGCAUUCGAGUACUACAACACUGGUACGUACUGCUCAUGAUUUAGAUAAGUGACAUAUAAAAAGAUAAAAAGAUCGUAGAAAAACGCAGAUGUUUUCCAAACCCAGUUCACGUUCGACUGAAGCUCAAGCAUCAUCUCAUUGUGCCGCAGUAAACUGUCACUUUCCACCACAUUUCAUCUCUCAGUGUUUUUUAAUAUCGUGUCUGUUUUGCGAUGUCUGUUAAAGGUGGUAAAAAUAUGGUGGACGACAUCACGUGAGUUCGCAGGGCCAUUUUAAUAUAAAUAAGUAGCAGAUUUGGAUGUCUGGUACAAUUACAGAACUUUAAUACUAAUAAUCCACGAAGGCGUGCUGAAAAGAGAUCCCCUUUAUGGGACCGUGUGGUUUUUGAGAAGAUUCAUGUACGUAUGUGUCUGUUUAUUUUUUAUAUUACUGUACAUAGACUCUACAGCAUGUGUAGACCUUGUGUAUUUCUGUUUAUUUGAUAUGAAAAAUAAUGUUCUUAUGGCUUGUACGAAACCAACUUUGCAUAUUUGUAACAUAAUCAGUGUAUAAUAGAAGACGACGUGUGUGUGUGUGUGUGUAUUCAUGUAAUCCAUCAGGCCUACGACCGUCAUGGCAGCUAAGUGUAUAAGAAAAGGCCUUUGCUGGAUAUUUUGGAGUGCUGUACUCUGUUUCAGAUCGACAGUGUGUGUGUUUGUAGAGAAGCAAAUCUGUUGAGAGCAGUUGGGGUCCAACAUAUAUCGGUUUCAUAAUUUUUAAAACAAAUUAUAUUUUAAGCUGCACAGCAGAACCCUUAAAACGUAUGUUCUUAAACAUCAGCAGAGUUUUUGUAUCUUCCAAUUCAUCAAAUGAAAGCACAAUUUUUCUUUUUAUGUUUGUUUUAGUGUAUGUGAACCGCUCUUAUUUUACAACAGAGCUACAUUACAUUUGUUAUUUCUUAUUGACAUUGAUUCCAGUGAUAUGUGAGUUAAUGCUGAGCCCAUUUUCUAAAAUCUUUAAUAUUUUGUUAGCUCACUGUUGAUGCGUGAACUGGUAACUUUUAUGUCUGAGCUUUUAUUUGUGACCUAUGGAGCUGACUCGUUACAUGACAAUGUACUUUAUCGGUGCUAUACUGUAUAGGAAUGGGCAUGAAAUAAUUCAAAGAUGGUUGAUUUGUGUGGUUGAAAGCUCCAGAAGCUAGUAAAUAGACCCUGAUAUGACAUUAUUUUGACAUCAAAUCUAUUUCUCUGUUGGGGGCAGGAAUGGUCGCUCUGAUAAUUAGAGUGUGUUCCUUUAAAUGUGUUUUUGUUUCUUUUUUGUUCAUUUUUUAAAAGAUCAUUAGUUCAUGUUGCUCUUUUAUUUUUUAGUUCCAAACAUUUUGAUAUUGUACAGUAUGCGUUUGUCAUGUAUAGAGGAUUAAAGGGUUGGAUCAGCUAAAGAAAUCACUCAGCACCUCAUACUUCAGAGGGCUUUGAGCGAGUCAUCUCAACACAUUAGCAUGUACUGUAGCUGUACAUGUUGUCCCUGUCACAGCAGCGUCGCAUUUAAAGAAAUGUUUGUAGAGACAUAACAAAAUGCAGAAGUAAUCUUGCAUUCGAAGGGAUGAAGCACUUAAAACCUUUACAUACCGGUGCCAUCAGAUACCUGAGACAAAAACUUUUGUAUAUUGUGAAAAAAAGAACCUCAUUCCCACCUCUUGUAAUUCACACAUCCAGUGCUGGUGCUGAGAAAACAAAAAUAGUAAUAUUCUUUUUUUUCUGCUAAUUUGAUACAGUGAGCUCAACUUUGUCAUGUGAUUACACAAUGUCUCUCCAAACAAAACCAAAAGUGUUUUCAUUUCCGUGCCAGAAUAAUUUAUAUCCACGGGCCUCAUUUGUGCAUGAAACAGAUUGAUAUCCAUGUGUGUAAAAGCAUAUACAGUAAAUAUAUAUAUAAAUAUACAUAUAUAUAAUUUCUAGAACAGUAAUAACAUUUUUUAAACAACUUCUAAUGUGAUCAGUUUCUAUAUUGCCACUUUUACAAGUUAUGAAUUUUAAAUGCCAUGUAUUGUAUAGUAUCUUGUAGAGACAAGGUCACCAAAUGAUGCGUUCUAUACUGUUUGUUUCAACAUUGUCACAUGAGAAAACUAUACCAGCCCAUCAUCUGAAAGUGCUGUUACUCUGAUAUUAUACCAUCUUUUGUAAACACUUGCUAUGUCGCAAUAAACUGCUCUUGGAGAUUG
Molecule: messenger RNA, 5636 nt
Organism: Larimichthys crocea (large yellow croaker)
Lineage: Eukaryota; Metazoa; Chordata; Actinopteri; Sciaenidae
Gene: creb1b
Product: cAMP responsive element binding protein 1b
Exons: 7
Coding region: 352-1437 (361 amino acids)
Biological process (GO): regulation of transcription by RNA polymerase II
Cellular component (GO): ATF4-CREB1 transcription factor complex; nucleus
Molecular function (GO): cAMP response element binding; DNA-binding transcription factor activity, RNA polymerase II-specific; protein binding
Source: RefSeq, a predicted model, not a curated record